Penicillium malachiteum is the source of this 1284-nucleotide messenger RNA. RefSeq lists its product as uncharacterized. Gene Ontology annotation, molecular function: FAD binding; monooxygenase activity. The record is from RefSeq and is a predicted model, not a curated record. Lineage: Eukaryota; Fungi; Ascomycota; Eurotiomycetes; Eurotiales; Aspergillaceae. Bases 1 to 1284 code for a protein of 427 amino acids. The transcript is spliced from 2 exons.
AUGGGCUUCGAACACAAACGCAUCGCCAUUGUGGGUGGUGGCCUGGGUGGCAUGUCCUUCCUGAACGCCGCUCUCUACGCCGGACUGAAGAAUGUCCAACUUUACGAACAAGCAGCCCAAUUCGGUGAGGUCGGUGCCGGUGUGAACAUCACCUCAAAUGCGAACCGCAUCCUGGAUGCUUUCGGUCUGCAAAAGAGCAUGACUGCCAAGUCCUCACGCAAGCUGCCUUGCUACAUGGAGUACCAUAAUUACAAGGAUGGCGAUUACUUGGGUCAUAUUGAGGAGUUUUCCUUCCCUCCCGCGCGACUGCUUCACCGCGCACACUUGCUAGAUUCUCUGAAGGAGCGUGUCCCGCAAUCUAGUCUGAAUCUGGGAAAGCGUCUUGCAUCCGUUGACCGGAACUCCGACGCAAGUGCUGCGCCUUACACCUUGCACUUUGAGGAUGGAACUACUGCCGAGGCUGAUAUCGUGAUUGGAUGCGAUGGUAUCAAGUCAAAUGUGCGCCGUGACAUGGGUCUGGGCGACUCACCUAAUUACUCUGGUCAGGUUGUGUACCGUGGUUUUGUCGACUACAAGGAUUUGCCUCAGGAGACUGCGGAUCUUCUUCGGAAGACUGUGAACUUCCGUGGCCCGAGUCGACACGUUCUUAUUCUUCCUAUUGGUAAUAAAGAAACUCAAACCGACCGUGCCGCCGUUAUCGGAUUUAUGUCAGAGCCUUUGGAGGCCUGGGAUUCGGAGAACUGGAUGGCGCGCUCGGAUAUCGACAGUCUGCAGGAGCAUGUCCGGGACUGGUGUCCGCAGGUACAGGAUAUUAUUGCUGGUUUGCGCAAGAGCUCAUCUGAUGGAAAGAUGCUUAAGCAAGCACUUUAUGUGCGUGAUCCGAUGGAGCGCUGGUACGAGAUGAAGGAUGGUCAGAAGGACGCAGGUAUUAUUCUUCUGGGCGACUCCGCACAUUCCACCCUUCCUCAUCAAGGUCAGGGAACAUGCAUGGCCAUUGAGUCUGGUAUUGCGCUCGCCACUAUUCUUCGCCACUGGAAGACCGACAAUUUACAACAAGCUUUCGCCUUUUAUCAAAAUUUGCGCAAGCCCAGGACAGACCGUGUCACACAGACGAGCUUUGAAGCGGGCAAAUUGGCUAGCUCAGACACGCCGGACCAGAUGACUAAGAAAUUUAAUCCACAAGCCCUCGGGGAGCGUAUGAAGUGGAUUAUGGAGUAUAAUGUUCUGGAGGAUUUGAAGACCAAGGGAGCUGAGGUCUUAGACUUCCAUGAUUCUCGGCUGUAA